AUGGCCCCAAGAUUAAUAACCCGCAAGAUUGUAUUCCCCCAGGCAGGAUCCCGAUCACGAUGCCUGCGAAGCUUUGCCCGCCUCACCACAUCCAACACUCGAUCACGACCGGUCCUGCCUUUCCUCUUCAUCCCUAGAGCGAGCCCCAACUCUGUACGGUGCUAUACAUCCGAGCGACGACGAUGGUGGAAGCACGAGGCGAAGCUCGUGGUGCGAUACACCCUCACAUUGUGGGGAGCAGUGGUGUGCGUCCUGACGAUCCUGUUCGCCAUCAAUGAAGAGGUCGUGGAACGAGACUUCCCUACGCCACACGAAUGGCACUAUCUGACGAGGAAAUUCUUGCGCGAUGCGAACAACUUCAAAGACCCGAAGAAUGGAGAGGUCAAUUGGGCUAGAGCUUUGGAGCUGUCACGAGGAGUGGUCAUCCGGCUGGAAGAUCCGAAGACGGGAGGACAGGACGUUGCGAAGCUCUCGGAUAUCGUCGAUCCAUCGCUAGAGGUGCCUGGCGAGUUCAUCGCCUGCGAUAUCUCAAAGAAAUCCGAGGAAUGGCGAAGAGGCUACUUCGAAGCCAUCAUGCUGGCCGCCAAAGCCGCAGAGCACGUUGACGGCUGGCAGCGAGACAUCACGCGCAACAUCGUCACCCCUCCCGAGUUCGUCAUCGGCCCGUCCAAUCCUCACCCAUCUCCCAUCCCACCAGGCAACCCCUCCGCUCCUCGCGAGGAGGAUUGCGAGCUCGCUUACCCGUCCGCCGACAACUGGUAUACCAAGAUCCUCGCAACCAAAGGCCUGAACCCCCGCCAAACGGUAGAAGCAUGCCUGGAAUACGCAAGCUUCAUGGAGUUCAAGGGCAAUCCUCAAGGCGCCGAGUCUCUCUACAAACUAGCACUAGCCGAGGCAACCGCCGAUGUAGACCCAAAGAAACUGCCAUACGACCCAAAAACCCUAAUCCUAAAGGAUCGCGCCGAACCGCCGUCAAUGAACGUCCUCAGCGCCCUGACAGCCAUGACCAACCACACGGCCCGCAAAGGCGACCUCUCUUCCGCCCUCCCAAUGUACCUUUCCAUCCUCAAAGCCAGCCGCUCACUCUCCAACGACCCACCCCGCACACCCUUAACCAAACCCAAGCGCGAACCCAUCUAUCAGCAGAUAUUGAACGUUUUCGCCCCGCCAGAUUAUCCCCCGCCCCCACCUGAUGGGACAUCACCCCCCUGGAGGAGCACCCUAGAACGCUGUCAAGAAGCUGCUCUCAAUCUAUACAUUGGCGAAAUCCUCUUUGCAACGGGCUCGCGCGACGACGGCCUAGCCUGGACGAGAGAUGGAGUCGAUCUAGCAGAAGAACAGCUUCGAAACCCGAAAAUAAACAACGACGGUCGUGAUACGAAAUCAACAUGCAGAAACUGUCUAUCUACCGGGCUAGACAACUGGUCCAUCAUGGUAUCGACAUUGGCAAAGGAAGAAAAGGACAAGAAGGCUACAGGAUCUCAGCCAUCCGUGUUCUCCUUCUGGAGUGGACCGUCACGAGAAACAGAAGGUCGCUGGGAAGCCGAAGAGGCAGUUAUUCAAGACCGCGUUAAGCGGACACGGGAAUUGUUGGAGGAUAUACAGGCGCAAAAGCCUGGCAUUAUGACUUAUUUCAAGGUUUAA
Molecule: messenger RNA, 1644 nt
Organism: Trichoderma gamsii
Lineage: Eukaryota; Fungi; Ascomycota; Sordariomycetes; Hypocreales; Hypocreaceae
Exons: 1
Coding region: 1-1644 (547 amino acids)
Source: RefSeq, a predicted model, not a curated record